CUAAGCUCUCUCAAAUCCCACUCCCAUCUGCACCGACGCCACCCUCCCUGUCCCUGUCUUCCAUUAUCUCCAUUCUCGAAUCCCUACUCUCAUCUCUUCUCCCCCCUUAUUUUCUUCUCUCCACCCAACCCACGACGUCACCGAGAGCUGCAUGUGCUAUUGGGCCUCCUCUGCUCCCUCUCGCCGUCUCGCGCCCACCCCGACCCAUAUCGAGCUCAUUGUCUCUGCUCAUUAUCUUCUCGUAUUAUUUGUUUUUGUAGUGUUAUAGAUGAAUUUCAUUUGAUUUUGUAGCGUUGAUUCAUUUGAGUUGUGUGGCUUGGGUUUGAACUGCUUCAACCAAGCCGAACUGAAAAUUCUUUUGGUUCGAUUUGAUUUUUUUUUUCUCUUAAUUCGAUUCGAUUUCUACAAUUUUGCACUUCGGUUUCCGGUUAGUACGGUUCUGAACCUAACCGACGGAUUGUACACCCCUAUUUCCAUCCCAUUUUAAGCCUACACUAAAAGCUCAUCCGCUCCCGUCGCUUCCUCUUGUAAUACAAGCUUAACUGCGAAAAGUGAAAGCUCGCAAAACCUCCACAUUCACUCGAGCGAGCGGUGUCUUUAGCAGAGAAGGCAGCGAAAGAAAGGAAAGAAACAUCUCUAAAGAUGGCUUGGCGGGGGCGAGGUCGAGGGAGAGGGCGAUUUGGAGGAGGAGGUGGUGGAUUCGGCUAUAUAAAGCAAGAGCCUUUUGUGGAGUUUCCUGAAAUUGAAUUACCUGAUCACAAAGCUGUGAAGGAGGAAAGGGCCUUAGUUGUUGGGAAUGCAAAGUUACAAAAUUUUUGGAAAAGCUCUGCUUAUUAUCUUGAUGAGACUGUUUCAAAGAAGGGCCAGAGCAUUGACAUAGAAAGAUUUUCUGAUUGGGGAAAGUCAAAGUCCACAUCAAAACGUGAUAAACUUAACAAUUUUCUAUUGCUCACACCUAUGCAUUUUCCUGCAGAACUUAUUCAAGGUGUAAAGACACAGCAGCCAAAUCCCAAAAAAGUUCGAUGGAACCCAGACUCAGACCUGCAAAAGUUCGAUCUGUUUGAGAAGCUUGAACAGAAGUAUCAGGGACGAGAAGAGAAAGAUCAAAAGGAAAAGAAAGAAGGUGAAGAUGAGGAAGAAGAUCAAGAUGAAGAAGUAGAUGAAGCUGAGGAAGAUUUAAGUGAUGAUGACUAUAAUCAGAACGUUGAUUUUGAUGAUGAUGAUGAUGAUUAUAAUGAUGAUGAUGGCAAUGAUGAUGAACCUGUAUAUUAGAUGGCGUUCAAAGAAAGUUUUCCUGGCAUUCGUCUGACAGCACUGUCUUCAGCAGAUUCAUAGAACUCGUUCUAUGAAUAUGAAAAUAUUUUCAAAGGUAGAUAUCAAAUUUCAACCAGGCAUUAUUCAUGGUGGUAAAACUACAAAGGCCUUUUUCUUUUAAUGGUUACCUUAAAUUUCUUCCUUUUUUUGGAGGAGAAAAUACUGAGCAACAAGCAAAUUUGGAAAUGGUAAUAUACACUAGAAAUCUUCAGUCUAGCCCAAUAACAGAAUGAUAGCUUCAAAGUGAUAAAAUUGAGGCAUUGGCAGUAUUGCAGUAAGGCAUAAGUACAUAAAGAGAGAGAGUCUAUAUGAGAAAAUAGGCUAAUCAAGUAAUCAACAAGUUCCUAUGUUACUUAAAUAUGCAGGCUACUGUCAACUUUAAACAAAAAUAUGAACCCAACACACACAAGUCACGCAUGAAAGGCUUUUCCAGCCUAAUUUUUUGAAUCAGGACGCAAAGUAGUGAGUUGCUUGGAUACGAGCUAUAAAGGCUGAAGUUUUAUCAUUGAUGCGAGGAUCAGCAGUCCAAGGACUUUCAUCUUCAUCGCUAGGCAGCACCUUCUGUGACCUCCUACCAUGGCUAGAACUAUCUUCUUCUCUCAGAGGUUUCCGAGCCUUGCCCUUGAAUAACUUAAGAACAGACUUGUUGUUCCUCUUGUUGUCACCCAUGAAUGUUUGAAUUCUUGCUUUUUCUCUAACUGAUAUAGAAGCUCAAGUGCUCUGUCUUGGGUUUGAAUGGUGAGAAGCUGUAUUGUAUUGUAUUUGUAAGUGGAGUCUGGAGGUACUGUGCUUUUGGUUUUGGGUAUAGAAUCUGGAAACAUCCAAGCAAGUAACAUUGAUACAGUGAGAAUGAUGAAAUAACUAGACAUGGUUAGGGAAAGAAACUAUUUUUGGUCCAACUCUUUAGGCUAAAGCAUGUCUUGUGGACGGCUGCUUGGUUGCUUUUAACCUUUUUAGUCCUUCCA
This is a messenger RNA of Hevea brasiliensis (rubber tree), 2279 nucleotides long. Its product is annotated as DNA-directed RNA polymerase III subunit rpc31. The coding region runs from base 643 to 1272 and encodes 209 amino acids. Gene Ontology annotation, cellular component: RNA polymerase III complex. The record is from RefSeq and is a predicted model, not a curated record. NCBI's taxonomy places the organism in Eukaryota, Viridiplantae, Streptophyta, Magnoliopsida, Malpighiales, Euphorbiaceae. The transcript has 9 exons. Gene Ontology annotation, biological process: transcription by RNA polymerase III.